Molecule: messenger RNA, 1142 nt
Organism: Paramisgurnus dabryanus
Lineage: Eukaryota; Metazoa; Chordata; Actinopteri; Cypriniformes; Cobitidae
Source: RefSeq, a predicted model, not a curated record
CACACAAAGAAACUCACUGUAAAAUUCACACAUGCGUCUUCCACUCUGUCAGACUACAAAAACAACAGCAACAAACCGUUGGUGAAAGAUGAACAAUGCACAUCAAGUGACAGUUAAAGAGCAAGAAAACAUAUGUGACAACACUAAAGACGUCACGCACAUUUUUCAAGUGAACUUCUUCGCUAUGUGUCUUUUAAACACUUUUCCAUGGGAUUUAUUAGACAGGGAACUUAAAACAUCAAAGACUUCGGACAUAAUUUUGAAGAUUCUUGAGAAGACGUGUUUAAAUCCAAUUUGUCGCAAGAAUCCCCCCUCCGUGAAAUAUAGGAGACGCUUCCUAACCGAAUUAAUUAAAAGGCAUGAGAUGUUGGAGGCGGAGCCAUUGGAUAUACUGUACGAAGCGCUGGGUGACGUCAUGAUCGCACAGGAGGGGGACACGUGCUACAAAACCUACUUAUUGCCAACAGGAGAUGCUUUUAGUCUAGCAGAAAAUGUGGCUCUCAUCUCUGAAGGCACAACAGGUCUGGUUACCUGGGAAGCUGCAUUGUACCUGGCUGAAUGGGCUCUGGAAAACGCUCACGUCUUUAAAAACAAGACUGUUCUCGAAUUGGGCAGCGGGGUCGGACUCACUGGCAUUGUAGUGUGUCGAUCGUCCAGCCCAACCAAAUACAUCUUCAGUGACUGCCAUCAGACUGUGCUCCAAAGAUUGAGAGGCAAUGUCGCAAACUGCUUAACUGACUGUCACAGUAACAGCGUGUCAGUGUGUGUGGAGCAAGUGGACUGGCAAAAUGUUUCGGACGAGCAGCUGCAAAGAAUUCAAGCCAACACCAUCAUUGCCGCAGAUGUGGUUUAUGAUCCUGAUAUCAUUAGCUGUCUGGUGAGACUCCUAGCGAGACUUCUGAACUGCAAUUUUCAAGAAAGCAAUCCUGAUGUUUACAUUGCAUCUACUGUACGCAACCCAGAGACAUAUGACUGCUUCAAGACAGAACUAGAAAAGGCUGGAUUGAGACAUGACAUUAUUACAGAUUUUGUUACCCAAGUAUUCCCUUACAACAGAGUCUCCACUAUAGAAGUCAUUAAAAUACACGUAUGACAAAACAGUCCAAGAUCAUUUUGUAAUAAAAUAUUUAUUUACAUAUUUA